ACGUCUUAUUGCCCAGUCAUGGCUACUUUUCCACACUUUGGAACUGAUGCAGUCCACGUUGGCCAAGAACCAGAACAAUGGGAUAUUAAUCAGGUAGUUCCACCAAUUAGUAUGUCCACUACCUACAAGCAGGAUAACCCAGGAGAGCCGAAGCGGUACGAUUAUGCUCGUGGUGGAAACCCAACACGCGAUGUUCUUCAGAAAAAUUUGGCCGCUCUUGAGGGCGCCAAACAUUGUCAAGCAUUUUCUUCUGGGCUCGCUGCAUCUUCAGCCGUCAUCAAUCUUCUCAAUCAUGGCGAUCAUAUUGUGUGCUCCGAUGAUGUUUACGGAGGAACUAUCCGUUACAUUCGCCAAAUUGCUGUUAAAAAGUAUGGAAUGGAAGUGGAUUCGGUUGAUUUAACUGAUGUUCAGAAUCUCGAGAAAGCCAUCAAGCCAAACACCAAAAUGGUUUGGUUCGAAUCUCCAUCUAACCCGCUUUUGAAGGUGGUUGAUAUCGCAGCCGUGGUACAGACUGCAAAAAGAGCUAAUCCAGAAAUUGUUGUGGUUGUUGACAACACUUUCAUGACUCCGUACUUCCAGCGCCCACUUUCUCUCGGCGCAGACAUUGCUGUUCAUUCAAUAACCAAAUAUAUUAAUGGACAUUCUGAUAUUAUUAUGGGAGCCGCUAUCACUAAUAAUGACGAGUUCCAGCAGCAUCUACACUUCAUGCAACGUGCAAUCGGAGGUGUUCCAUCUCCAUUCGACUGUUUCCUUGUCAAUCGUGGACUCAAAACACUUCACGUCAGAAUGAAGGCUCACUUUGAAAACGCGCUAGCCAUAGCCAAAUUCCUUGAAGCUCAUGACUGCAUCGAAUCGGUUCUCUAUCCAGCUCUUCCUUCGCAUCCACAGCACACGGUUCAUGUGAAACAAACCAAGGGAAUGUCCGGAAUGAUAUCAUUCUAUCUGAAAGGAGAACUUUGCCAAAGCCGUGCGUUUCUUUCUGCUCUCAAAGUGUUUACGUUGGCUGAAUCUCUCGGAGGAUGUGAAUCACUGGCAGAGCUCCCAUCAAUAAUGACGCAUGCUUCGGUGCCGUCUGCAACUCGUGCUGAACUUGGUAUUACUGAUAAUCUCAUUCGUAUUUCUGUUGGAAUCGAAGAUCUGGAUGACCUGAUUGCUGAUCUGGAUCAAGCUUUGAAAAUUGCUAUUCCAAACGUAUAACUAUUUUUCCCUUCGUGUUUUAGUUGUUUUUUGAGAUAAAAGUAAUGAUGUUUUUUUGGUCGGCUAGCUGUUACAUUAAUAAAACCAGAGUGGACCUAC
Messenger RNA from Caenorhabditis elegans, 1296 nucleotides. RefSeq names its product cystathionine gamma-lyase (gene cth-1). Gene Ontology annotation, molecular function: pyridoxal phosphate binding. Bases 19 to 1197 code for a protein of 392 amino acids. Gene Ontology annotation, biological process: L-cysteine biosynthetic process; transsulfuration. NCBI's taxonomy places the organism in Eukaryota, Metazoa, Nematoda, Chromadorea, Rhabditida, Rhabditidae. The record is from RefSeq and is marked reviewed. The transcript is spliced from 3 exons.